AUGUGCACCGCACGGCACGUCACAUCCCUGCCAUGCCAUCGCCACGCGUGUGCGUACAGGGUGCAGGGGGAGUUCUGCGACCAGCUGUGGGACGUCAUGGGGGCGGCGCGCUUCUGGUUCACCAAGACCGACGCCUACUUCCUGCCCUCCCUCUACUAUGUCCCCUCCUUCGCUGCACGGCUGAAUGAGCUCUUUCCAGACGGCCGCAUCUACACACACGUGGCACGCUACCUGUUGCACCCCGACAACCAGCUGUGGGGAACCAUCACUGCCGCCUUUCAUGCCAACCUCACCCGUUUCUCACACCGCCUGGGCGUUCAGGUGAGAAUGGCAUGCAGAAGAUUCCUGUGA
Closterium sp. Naga37s-1 is the source of this 351-nucleotide messenger RNA. The record is from the annotation of a GenBank genome assembly. Lineage: Eukaryota; Viridiplantae; Streptophyta; Zygnematophyceae; Desmidiales; Closteriaceae.